AACUCCAUUGUGAACCCCUAUAGAGUUUCCAAGAUGCCUGACGCUAGCGUGGCGGAUAUGUUGGACCCUGCCGUGAUUGUGCCCGUGCUGGUCGCCCUGUUGGUUGUGGUGCUCACAGCCGUGAUCCUCAAGUUCGUCUUCGGCGGGAGAAGCAGCAGAAAUGCCGUUCUGUUGGUGGGGCUGUGUGAUAGCGGGAAAACAACACUCUUUGGUCAGCUAACGGAGAGAAAAUCAGUAAAAACUCACACCUCCAUCAAGAAGAACCAAGGGACCUACAACCUACAGGAGGGCAAGAAAGGCAGUCUACAGCUUGUAGACCUCCCAGGGCACGAGCGACUGCGUCUCCUGAACGUGGAUGAGCACAAGACGGCCGCUAAGGCCAUCGUCUACCUGCUGGAUUCUUCCACGUUUCAACGCGACCUCCGAGACAUCGCUGAGUUCCUGUACAUCCUGCUGGUGGAUGCGGCGCUGGCGAAAGCUCCGUUCCUGAUCGUGUGUAACAAGCAGGACAUGACCCUGGCGAAGUCGGAGAAGGUUGUGAAGGGAAUGCUUGAGAAGGAGAUCAACAUGCUGCGAGUGACUCGCCAAGCCGCUCUUGAAGGUACAGAUGGCAGUAGUGGUAACAACAACACCUUCCUAGGGAGGAAAGACAAAGACUUUGAGUUCACACAGCUGCAGCAGCAGGUGGCGUUUGUGGAAUGCAGCUGUCUGGAGGGGAAGCUGAACAUCACAGGGGUGGAGGACUGGAUCAACAACAUUGGAUAGACAGUGGAACAGUCACACUAGUGCUAGCAAUACUUUAUAGUUCUGCUAUAGGUCAUGGAUUGGAAAGUGUCCUACAUGUACUAGCAUUGCAAAGCAACUGUUGAAUUGAAAGUCACUAUAUUGCUUUAUGUAGUAAUUCGUUUUUUGACAUUACAGAAGUACAGUGAAUGAGUCAUGAAUCAAGGACUUCAGAAAAGUUACUCAUGUCUGGAAUUUUUUAUGAAUCAUUCAAUAUUGUCUUCAAUCGAUGUUGACAGUUUAACUUAAUUUGUAGACAUCAAAGAUGCUCCCAUAUUUGUUUGGACAAAAGAUAUUUAACACAGACAUCUAUAAAUUUUUUUUCGUGUCUAGUUGCAGGUAUUAGGACAAAAGUGUGUCAUAUUUUGAAUAUGACAGUCUGUGAUGUAUUUCUGUAUGUUGGCAGUUUUGUGCCAAAUAAACAGAUACAGCUUAUA
Branchiostoma floridae (Florida lancelet) is the source of this 1220-nucleotide messenger RNA. RefSeq names its product signal recognition particle receptor subunit beta-like. The record is from RefSeq and is a predicted model, not a curated record. Gene Ontology annotation, biological process: Golgi to plasma membrane protein transport; intracellular protein transport; protein localization to organelle. Gene Ontology annotation, molecular function: GTPase activity; GTP binding. Lineage: Eukaryota; Metazoa; Chordata; Leptocardii; Amphioxiformes; Branchiostomatidae. The coding region runs from base 34 to 765 and encodes 243 amino acids. Gene Ontology annotation, cellular component: Golgi apparatus. The transcript has 4 exons.